Molecule: messenger RNA, 1040 nt
Organism: Suricata suricatta (meerkat)
Lineage: Eukaryota; Metazoa; Chordata; Mammalia; Carnivora; Herpestidae
Product: protein BEAN1-like
Exons: 5
Coding region: 193-954 (253 amino acids)
Source: RefSeq, a predicted model, not a curated record
CCCGAGCCGGAGCCGGAGCCGGAGCCCGAGCCCGAGCCCGAGCGGGAAACCGAGCUGGCGCCGAAGCUGGAGCCGGCACUGCGGCGCGCUGAGUGGAGCGGCUAGGCCGAGUGAGCGGAGGACCCUUUUCUCCUCGGAGUUGGAACCCUACCAGUGGGCAGGCUGGCUCCGCUAUUUUGCUCCAAGGAUUACAUGUCCUUCAAACGCCCCUGCCCCUCUCGCUACAACCGUACCAGCUAUUUCUACCCAACGUUCUCAGAAAAUUCAGAGCACAGCCACCUGCUCGUGUCUCCUGUACUGGUGGCAAGUGCAGUCAUAGGUGUGGUCAUCAUCCUCUCCUGCAUUACCAUCAUCAUCGGCAGCAUCCGCAGGGACCGGCAGGCCCGGCUCCAGCGUCACCGCCACCGCUACCGACGUCACCAUCACCACCACCACCACCACCACCGCCGCCACCAUCGGGAGUACGAGCAAGGCUACGGGUCUGAUGGGGCCUAUAGCCGCUCGGGCUACAGGAUUCACUGCAGCUGCACCCCUGUCGAAGACUGGCCCCUGCCCUCAGACCUCAUCUCUGAUGGCGAAGUGGAUCUCCCAGCGCUCCGAGACCUGUACCCAGAUUCUCCCCCAGGCUAUGAGGAGUGCGUGGGGCCAGGUGCCACCCAGCUGUACAUCCCCAUGGAUGCACCACCACCCUACUCGCUGACUGACUCCUACCCCGUGCUGGAUGGCAUCUUCGAUGCGGACAGUGGCCGUCACCAGCAGGCACCGAGGAUCCUCGGCCACAGUGGCCUCCGCACUGUCUCCGUGGAUACCCUGCCCGCUUAUGAGGCUGUGUGUGGGAUCAACCCCGCAUCAAGCCUGCUGCCACUGCCAGGACCAGAACCAGGGCUCACCCAUUACAACCUGAUCCCUGGGUUCUGGCCCAGAAAGGAUUCUGUGAGUGACCCAGCUAGCUAGGUCCUCCUGGUCCCUCGGGCUGAGCCACAAAGGGCGUACACACACACACACACACAUAAAGGGCAUGCAUGCACACAUGCACACAG